This is a messenger RNA of Marasmius oreades (fairy-ring Marasmius), 2305 nucleotides long. RefSeq lists its product as uncharacterized. Gene Ontology annotation, cellular component: nucleus. NCBI's taxonomy places the organism in Eukaryota, Fungi, Basidiomycota, Agaricomycetes, Agaricales, Marasmiaceae. Gene Ontology annotation, biological process: regulation of transcription by RNA polymerase II. The transcript is spliced from 4 exons. Gene Ontology annotation, molecular function: DNA-binding transcription factor activity, RNA polymerase II-specific; RNA polymerase II cis-regulatory region sequence-specific DNA binding. The coding region runs from base 54 to 1895 and encodes 613 amino acids. The record is from RefSeq and is a predicted model, not a curated record.
UUUCUGGCAAACGUCCACAAUCCUAUACUUAAUCUCCCAACUUUUCUCAACAAAUGUUUCCUUGCGCUCCUUCUCACUCUCUUUUUCAUUCAACGCCUUAUCCGGACCCUUCUCAUCGUCUGCAUUCGCAGUCCUAUCCCAUUUCCACUUCGUCCAACAUGGAUCCCGCUGCCGUUGAUUUCCGUGCUUUCUAUCCUUACACACCCAACGAAGUCAAACAUCGAAAGAGAACAACCAGCGCUCAGCUCAAAAUACUCGAGGGCAUCUUCAAGCACGACACUAAGCCCAACGCCGCCCUCAGAAACGAGCUCGCUGUUCAGCUGGACAUGACUGCAAGAGGUGUUCAGGUUUGGUUUCAAAACCGUAGAGCCAAGGAAAAAACCAAGGCCAGCAAAGUUGCUGCUUCUACGAACCAAUCGCCGAGCGCGUCGAGCGACACCGCCUUGAAAGAUGCUGUUCACGGACAUGAAAACGCAUCUGAACUUUCCUUUCCUCGUGAUCUCCCAGAGCUGUCAACAGAUCCCUCAUCACAAGAGUCAAGUCCGACAAGUGGCUCACCACCCCACUUACAGCUCGUCACCGAAUCUUCACAUGCUUCUUGGCAAAGCUCACCUCUCGCUACCCCCGACGAUUUUAGACAGCAAGUUGAUUUUAGCGAUGUCUGUUUCAUACGGCGAGGGUCGCUUCCAGUCGACGCGUUCCCCCUGCCAGAGGACUGUCACGGCCCACCCUUGGUUGGUCAUUUGGAUCCUUUUACCCGACGGCGCUCAGUAGACGCUAGUCUUCAUCGGCUAGCACACAAUCCAUAUGCUGGUCUUGCUAGGGCCAAACACAGCGGUCUUGCAGGGCCCCGAAUCUCCGGCCAUCUCGCUGAUAACUUUUCCUCUGCUCGUAACGCUUGCCUUUCUCACCACACAGGGACGCCUAGCGGCCUUCAACUGUCACAGCAUGGGUCCUUGCACACGCGCCAUUCAUCCAUGGAAUCCCGUCCUUUUCGUUGCUCCCCACCCAGUUUAAUUAACUCUUCCUCGCCUUCUCCACUUUCACCGUACUACUCUAUAAGGUCAUCUCUACCGGAUAACUCUCUCUUCGCCUUCUCCUCUCGGACUGUCGCUGCUCCUAUUCCGGGGCCCCUGCCUUCCCCCGACUUCUCCUUUGGCGCACCUGGCGUAAACAUACACUCUUCCGAAAGCGACCGUGGCUCACCUGAUUCUUCCCAUGGAUAUCUGUUCCGAGGCGAUGAGUUUGAUACAGAGGACGACGCCACCUCGGCGUCCUAUGAUGGCUUCUCAAGGUUCGGCUCAAUUGCUUCCGUUGCCAACAGCGACUCUAGCAACACGAGCGCGUACUAUUCCGAAGUAGGCAGCUGCGUUUCAGAAAACGAACUGGGAUCAGAAGUUAAUCUUCAAAGCAGGAGAGCUUCAUGCACGCCUAGUCACUUUGUUGGUCUCAUGUCCGGACUGAAUGUCGCGAAUGAAACUCAGGGCAACUUAACAAAUGGCGUCUUUGAGCAAAGUCACCCAAUGGCGCUCAAGGAGGGUGACAGGGCACCUACUUACCCAUCACCUACAUCGACAAUUUCUCGAGGUAGCAGUCCCCCUGGAGUCAAUUCUGCGAACGUGACUGUCACCAGUUCGAAUGAGCUCUCCUACCCGAUACAGACCAAUGAUCAGUCUAUUAUCAACCUUCACUCCGGAUCGCCUAUACUGGAUGGGGAGACAUCUUUCUACAACCAGGACAAUAACAGUUUUCCUCCGAGUGGUUUUGGAGAUUAUCAUCCAUUCACUUCCGUCGACGGUCAGGACAAUGUUGACCACUACUCUCCCGAAGGUUACCACCAAGCGCAAGAGUCUUACUGCAUGAAUCCAUCGAUUUCAACUUCACAAUUCCUCUGAAUAGGCGAUGUUGCAUCGCUGGCAUCGCUACCUUGAAUUCGGCCCUACUAUCACCGCAGACUAUCUUACGUUCAUUUAAAAUGUUUCCGCCGUUUCUCGGCCAUCUAGGAUCUUGCAACCCUUGCAACUGUUAGCAUAACACACCUCAUAAUGUCCCGUCUUCGUUUCACUCUCUCUUUCUCUCUCCUCUCUUUCUCAAAAUCUCAAUUGUUGUCAUCUCCGCUGUGGCAAAAAGCACCCGGUAUGUCUAUUGUAAAUGUAAUCUACGGUUUGUUGUUUUUCGGUUUUCGCCAUCUCUCCUGCUAUGAUGCUUUACUCACUCUUUGACGAUUUCUAUCUAUCUAUAACUUAACUGUGUACAUACUUGUUAUCCUAGAGCUGCUUAGUAGUGUCAACAACGUUUGUUGCCA